GAAAGCGAGACGCUGGAAGAGACGCGCGGUCGGGGCAGAAAAAAAGAGAAAACCUAAGCGGGGUCUUUUGCCUGGCCUCUACCAGCCACUAGGGAGACUCUGAAGGCGGGAGGAAGCUGCCGGGCCCCUCCCGAAGCCACCUUCGCCGGCUUUGGGAAGCCCUCCCGAGACGAGAACAUGAAAGAGUUGCUGGAGUUUCCCGCCCUCUCCGCGUGGAUCUAAAUGAGACGGCUCGGGCGUUAAGUGCCGGUGGGCUGACGCGGGGCUCCCCAGAGGCCAGGCGGAAGGAAGCUCCGGGGGGGAAGGCAGGAUCCGAACACCGGAGAAGGAGGCGCGCUUUCCGACCGCCGGGUUCAACCAGUCAAAGCAAGGCAAGGCCCGGGCCGGCACGAUGGGGAGCAAGGCCCUGCCGGCGCCGAUCCCACUGCACCCUUCGCUGCAGCUGACCAACUAUUCCUUCUUGCAAGCCGUCAAUACGUUCCCGGCCGCCGUGGACCACCUGCAGGGCCUCUACGGCCUGAGCGCCGUCCACACCAUGCACAUGAACCACUGGACGCUGGGCUGUUACGCGGCCGCGGCCGCCGCUGCUACUGCCUCGAGCGGCGGCAGCGGCCCGGCCGACAUCAGCCGCUGCUCUGCGCUGAGCGAAAUGGCGGCGGCGCAAGGCCUGGUGGAGCGCUUCCCCUUCCCGGGCCUGCCUUUCGCCACGCACCUGUUCCACCCCAAGCAGGCCGCCGCCAUCGCGCACGUCUUGCCGGCGCUGCGCAAGGAGCGGCCUCGCUUUGACUUUGCCAACCUGGCGGCGGCCGCCACUCAAGAGGAUCCGCCUAAGGUGCACGCGGCGGCGGCCGCGCAAGCUCAAGGCGAGCUGGCCAAGCUGGGCGGGCCACUGUCGGCGGCGCUGGGCAAGCUGUCCCCCGAGAGCCGGAAGCCCGCGCGGGGCCGGCUGCCCUCCAAGACCAAGAAGGAGUUCAUCUGCAAGUUCUGCGGGCGACACUUCACCAAGUCCUACAACCUGCUCAUCCACGAGAGGACCCACACCGACGAGCGCCCUUACACCUGCGACAUCUGCCACAAGGCCUUCCGGAGGCAAGAUCACCUUCGCGACCACAGGUAUAUCCACUCAAAAGAAAAACCCUUCAAGUGCCAAGAGUGUGGGAAAGGAUUUUGCCAAUCCAGGACCCUAGCCGUUCAUAAAACUUUACAUAUGCAGGAAUCUCCACACAAAUGCCCCACAUGUGGAAGAACCUUUAAUCAAAGAAGUAACCUGAAAACUCACCUUCUCACCCAUACAGACAUCAAGCCCUACAACUGUGAGCAGUGCGGCAAAGUGUUCAGGCGCAACUGUGAUCUGCGGAGGCACAGUCUAACUCACACCCCGCGGCAAGACUUCUAGAACAGCCGAGAACCCCUCCCCCGGGGAGCUAAUUCUGGCUCAAGGACUUGAACUGUAGCGUAAUCUCUAUGUCCACAUGGGUGAUGUGGACAGGUGCAUCUAGGGGGGCUUGAUUCCAUGUCCCCCAGUGCCAGCCGGUCUUCUUUCUGUUGUGGUGGCGGGGCUGAUACCUGUUCCAAGCAUUCUCCCUCCACCGAGAGGGCCAGCUGGUUUCUUGUAUAUAGUAACAGAGCAGCUCAUUUUCGAGCUCUGCACAGCAAUAUGUUGGCUUUCUAUUGUCUUACCAAAAAUGCACAUUGGUACCAACAGCAAAACCUAGGAGUGAAAAUACUUUUUUUUUCAAAUUGUAUUUCCAAAUAAACACUUUC
This is a messenger RNA of Thamnophis sirtalis, 1764 nucleotides long. It is a transcript of the gene OSR2, whose product is annotated as odd-skipped related transciption factor 2. Gene Ontology annotation, cellular component: nucleus. Gene Ontology annotation, molecular function: DNA-binding transcription factor activity, RNA polymerase II-specific; RNA polymerase II transcription regulatory region sequence-specific DNA binding. Lineage: Eukaryota; Metazoa; Chordata; Lepidosauria; Squamata; Natricidae. The record is from RefSeq and is a predicted model, not a curated record. Gene Ontology annotation, biological process: regulation of transcription by RNA polymerase II; embryo development; urogenital system development.